AAUUCGUUUCGGUUUGUCACCAAGGAUCUUGUUACUCUUUCUCACGAUGUUAUCAGGAACAAAAUGGUCAGAAUCAGCUCGAGUAUUCACGAUCAUUAACUCAUGUGAUCAAAAGAUCUGGCCGGCGAUAACUCCCGGAGAAAACUUCAACGGUGGAGGAUUCGAGCUCAAACCGGGCCAAUCCAUCGUAUUCAACGCACCAGUAGGCUGGUCAGGCCGAAUAUGGGGACGAACCGGUUGCAAAUUUGACUCAACCGGAACCGGAACCUGCGAAACCGGUUCAUGCGGGUCAACUCUAAAAUGUGCAGCCUCCGGAAAACCACCAGCUUCACUAGCUGAAUUCACAUUAGCCGCAUUGGAUUUCUACGACGUGAGCCUUGUCGACGGAUUUAACCUCCCGAUGUCGGUGACUCCGAUGAACGGAAAAGGAAACUGCAGCGUCGCCGGCUGCGUAGCUGAUUUGAGGCCACAUUGUCCGCAGGAGCUCGCAGUGAAAUCAAACGGGAAAGUGAUAUCGUGUAGGAGUGCUUGUGAUGUGUUUGAUAGAGAUGAGUAUUGUUGCAGAGGAGUUUAUGGGAAUCCAGUGGUGUGUCAACCAACUUAUUACUCAAAGAUCUUCAAGCAAGCUUGUCCUACUGCUUAUAGUUAUGCUUAUGAUGAUCCGACCAGUAUUAUGACUUGCACUGCCUCUGAUUACGUCAUCUCUUUCUGUUCCUCCAGUUUCAGCUUUCCAGAAGAUGCUCCGUUCACGGCGGUUCUGAGAGCCGCAGCAGAAGAGUUCAAGGUUCCUGCAGCAACCAGCGCCAUCAUCACUAAUGAUGGGAUUGGGAUCAAUCCUCAACAGAGUGCAGGAAACGUUUUUCUUAAGCACGGGUCUGAAGUCAAACUGGUCCCGCGUGAUCGAGUUGGAGCUGCGAAGAAGCCGGUGUGCACGUACCAAGAUAACAAGUUAGUACGCAGCGAUGGUUCUGGUGGGUUUAAGAAGAUGAUUGAGAAAUUGUGGCUCACACGAUUCUUAACCCUCUUGGUGUCUGCGUCAUUGAAACGCCAUUUCCGCCGUGCUAAUCUAAUCUCCUCCGUCGUCGGGAAAAAUGGCCACUGGUGGAGGAAAAGUCUCCUUCAAAGUCACUCUGACUUCGGAUCCUAAGCUUCCUUUCAAAGUUUUCAGCGUACCAGAAGGAGCUCCAUUCACGGCGGUUCUGAAAUUUGCAGCAGAAGAGUUCAAGGUUCCUCCACAAACCAGCGCCAUCAUCACUAAUGAUGGGAUUGGGAUCAAUCCUCAACAGAGUGCAGGAAACGUUUUUCUGAAGCACGGAUCUGAACUCAGACUGAUCCCGCGUGAUAGAGUUGGAGCUGCGUUUGUGAUGGAUCCAUAAAUGUUGUAAGCAUUGAGUAAAACUCAGUUCCCAUA
Arabidopsis arenosa is the source of this 1411-nucleotide messenger RNA. NCBI's taxonomy places the organism in Eukaryota, Viridiplantae, Streptophyta, Magnoliopsida, Brassicales, Brassicaceae. The record is from the annotation of a GenBank genome assembly.